Athalia rosae (coleseed sawfly) is the source of this 8760-nucleotide messenger RNA. RefSeq lists its product as uncharacterized. Bases 445 to 7035 code for a protein of 2196 amino acids. Lineage: Eukaryota; Metazoa; Arthropoda; Insecta; Hymenoptera; Athaliidae. The record is from RefSeq and is a predicted model, not a curated record. The transcript has 16 exons.
ACAUGGCUGCCGAAUGAGAUCAAAGUUGCGGUGCUGUACUUUAGGAAAAUGUAUUUUUCGUAGCCUCGGUAACCCUUUUACUAUUAUUUUUACGUUGUUAUUAUUAAAAUACGCGUCCAAGAUUAAAAUAACGGUGUGAAAAUUGUGUAAAUAUGGAUACAUCCCUGUGUAAUAGUGCUUUUAAGGUGACACCCCGCAAUACUGUAUGGAGUUCGGGAACGUAUGGCAGAGACUAAAGGCCAAGAUAAGAAGACCCUAGUUCUCGUAAGCGUUUCGCGUAGCUCGCUUAACCUUCGUGGAAUAAUUAACAAUGUUGUGUGUGCCUCUUAGAAUCGGCUAAACGACAAAGAUAUAUGUACCAGACUUGAAACCCAUGUUGGUUCUAUGUGCGUUGCGAUAAAGAUAUUCUAAGCGACGACUGAACUAACUCGAUGGUUUCCUGACAUGAUGGAAAGUAAGUUAUACGUGAAAAAUGAGCCGGGACUCGAAGGGCAAUCAUUGGUGAAUCCACCUAGUAUAUCCCUAGCUUCGGACGAAGGAGGUGGCCCAAGAAUUUGUUUUGUGUGUGGAACUUCGGGACACAGCGAACAAUAUUGGCUCAAAGUAAAGCCCAGCCUCAGUGGUUCACCAAAUGAACCAUAUUUCCCUUUUUUGGAAUCCCACGAACCACCUGCAGGGUACAGAGGAGAAGGCAUACGAAGUGGCGCCAUCAAAGUAUGCAGUCUAUGCUGCGCCACACUCUUGCAACAAUGGGAAAAUUACGAGAGAGAUGCAAGACCCCACAGCCAGAGAAUUUACUGGCUAAAGCGUUGCGACGGUGGACCUUUCACCGGGGCGGAAAUGGCCCUCCAAGGGGAAUAUGCUGCACAAGUUUUGGGACUUACCAAUGAUCAGCCACCUCAACCAAGGCAAGAAAAUCGCCCAGUUGGUGUGUCACCCAGAUUACCACCCAAUUCCCCUUCGCCACGUGUUGAGCAAUCAAGACCGCCAUCUAAUUCCAUUGAACUACCUAGACCUCAUUCAAAUGCCGAUUCUUCAAGACAUUUGGAACAAGCAAGACUGACUAUGGAGUCUCCGCAUCAGAGGUUACAGUCUCCUCACCAGAGGUUACAGAGCCCUCGUCAAGUUGUCGAAGAGCCUAGGAUUUCCAACGAAGCUGCGCUAGAUUUAAGACAUGCUCCUAGAAGUUCCCCCGCACCGCAACCUAGUCUACCACCUCAACCACAAGCUAUUUACAGUGGCGGUUCUACUUCCAGUGUGGGUACGGAUAUAUUAGAUUUAUCGAUGCCUGAUAAGAAUUCAGUCACAGAAGUCUGUUACGUCUGUGGAGAUGAAUACAAGAGAGGUUCCCUGAGUCACAUUGCAGCAAAGCCAUUGCCAACUCCGCCACCUCCUGCUACCAGCCCACCGCCAUUUUUUCCUUCACUUAUGUUACAUCCCAGACCUAGCAGAAGUCGGCCAAUGGACAGCGCUGGACGAGUUCAGGCUUGUUCGGCUUGUCAGAACCACCUUCUUUUACAAUGGAAAGCUUAUACUCGCAAAGGUGUACCUCAUGGCGAAAGAAACUACACUUUGCGGAAACGUCAUGCUCCUGCAGUUGAUACUACAACAUUUAUUUGUUAUACCUGUGCAUUGGAAUAUCCAUCAUCUAGUAUUAGAUUGCUAUAUUGCUGUUCGAAUCCAGAGAAAGAAGCUUAUUUUCCAUUCAUUUGUUCCCUGAGGCCACCGCCGGGUGCAAGUCCAAUAAGUCCUCAGGGCAUGGUACAAGUUUGUUCGAUUUGCUACAAAGCCAUUCCUCAAAAGCAGCAAGUGUUUGGAGGAGAAAAUCAUGAGAGCCAACAGCAACCUACUGCCACCCAACAGAAUAUGGAUCUUCGGCAGCAAGGUCCAUCUCCAAGACCUGCUGUCCCAAAAUCGCCAGCCAAUUCAGCUGGAAGUGACAUUCGUUUUAAACCUUAUGAUUUAAACAAAUCAACCGCGGUUGCGAACAAACAGCGCAGCAUUAAUAUCAAGAGUACGCCUGCCCAGCGAAAUUCUCCCAGCAACGGACCAGCCGAGAAUGGUACUGUUCCGGCAGGACAAAACUACAGGUGUUAUAUUUGCGAAAGACUCUAUCCGCGAACUCACAUGGAAUGGUUAUCAACUAGUCCGGAAGGAAUGAAUUCGCACGCCAUGCAUUUCCCUUGUUUACGAGGGAUGGCACGAACUUCGGAAAAUGCUUGCAUGGAUAGCCAUGGACGUGUUCUAGCAUGUAGUCAUUGCGUGAAUCAUCUGGCACAGCAAUGGGAGAGUAUGGAUGCUGAAAGGGUCCCUUUAGAACGUCGCAGGUACGAUAUUCCUAGCCCGCAUCCUAACGGAGAUGUGAGCCGCUCAAUUGCCACUCCGCCGAGUUCAAGUUCCGACCGUACAUUUGGUAGCAAUCCUGGUACGUCCAGUAGUUCGAUCUACUGUUUCUUGUGCGGCCUACACAGCGACCUGACCUUGGCAAGGGUUCUCUACGGGCGACCUCAAGGUCGCAACGCACCCUUUUUCCCCGAGCUGCUACUCCACCAGUCUCCACCAAACGCAGAGCAGCUCAGAGAAGAUGGUUCUGCCCUAGUCUGUACAUUUUGUUAUCAUUCUCUACUCGCCCAGUGGCGAAGAUACGAAAGUUUGUCUGGCGGUCAACAACUAAAUACAACCGAAAAGCAGUACAACACUCACGAUUAUUGCUGCUACGUUUGCGGUAUUACGACUUACAGGAAGCGCGUCAGGGCGCUUCCAGUCAAAGACUUUCCCUUUUUGAGGUAUCAUCGACAGCCAGAAAAGAGCCUUCUAUUAGAAAACGGGGAUUUUGCCGUUGUGUGUUUGGAUUGUUACGAAACUUUGCGGACACAGAGCUUAGAGUAUGAGAGAUGGGGUUUGCCUGUCGAAAAAAGAGAAUACAAUUGGAUCGUUCAACCACCACCACCAGAAAACAGUCCAGAAGCAGCUGUAGCUAGAUUACCAUCGGGGGAAAGAUCCGACAAAGUGAUGCCACCAACGCUUGCAGUCAGAUCGGUCAGAAAAAACUGUUCUCCGAAGGCGCCAGACAAGAAGGUCCCGGGGAAGCUGCCAGAAAAAGAUCAAGGUCUUCAACCAUCUAGUAAUAAAGGUCAACCGCCAAGUUCAAUUGGUAAAUCACACAGACCAAGCUCUGGUGUGUUACCACAAGGUCACACACCCGGACCUGGGCCUGGAAGUCAGCAGAGCAGUAGAAGCUUUGCUGCUGCUCUGAGGAACUUAGCCAAGCAAGCUGGACCUGCUCCGCAAGAAGAAGAGCCUAGGGCCAGCCCUAAAAAUAGAGCUCCACCCCCAUUGGUACGAGGACCGUCACCUGCCAAGGAACGAUCCACCCAUGAACGAAGGCCGGAAGAGAUCCCCUCGCUAUACACAACAGCACGUCAAGCUGAAACUAGCAAGCACAGUGUCACAGCUGCGGCUUCUGAUUUGUUGGCUAGAUCUGGUUUCCAACCAUAUCGGCCCGAGCAUCAUCCUGCCCACGCACCACCAGCAUUUGCUCUGGAUCCGGCCUACAGCCCCUACCAUCAUGGUCUCUACCCGCCUCCGCACUUGCAACACACUUAUAGGUUAGAAGAACAGUUGUACUUGGAGAGGUGUGGAAUGCUGAGACCUCCCUUCAUUCCUGGGCUGCCUUCUUAUCCCCUCUACGGAUUGAGGUAUAGCCAAGAUAUGUUGCCACCCGCCUCCCUAGGACUGAUGUCACCAGUAAUGCAUGAGCGCUUGAAGCUAGAAGAAGAACAUAGACUUCGACAAGCCAGAGACCAGGCUGCGCUACGAGAGGAGGAGGAGAGGAGAAGGGUUGCUCGAAGCUCGGCCCCUGCUGGUCCCGUUCCCGUCCCUGCCCCUGCCUCAGCCGACACUGCAGCUAGGAAGCCGACCAUAGCGACUCAGUUGCACAGCGAGCGGGAGAGAGAACGGGACCGUGACCGGGAACGGGAUCGAGAUCGGGAGAGAGAAAGAGAAAGAGAACGAGAACGGGAACGAGAACGAGAACGGGAAAGGGAACGGGAGAAAGAGCGAGAAAGGGAAAGAGACAGAGAUAGAGAGCGAGACAGAGAAAGAGGAAACAACAUUAACAGCAUUCAUCAUGUUACGAGAAAAGAAGAACCACCCCCUUUGCCCACGGAUUCCUCCUCUCUUUACCACCCGAGACUUGCCUCUUUUCCCAGUCCUGCAGCACCGCUGGGCCCUGCCUCACUGAGUUCAGCAUCCAUAUGCUCUGUCAGUUCUACUCCUAUGCCUCCUCCAUUGAGCUCUACUUUAUCCCCACUGACUUUAGGACCUCCACCCAUAAGCUCCGCUACUAUUGGUCCUCCUCAGAUACCCUCAAUAUCAUCAAUGUCCACUGUACCCUCGAUACCCUCAAUAACUCCAAUAUCUCCUAUGACUCCUAUACCCUCUUUGACUCCUAACGUCAUCGGGCCCCAGCCACCUCUCAAUUUACCCAUGACUCCAAUAAUUUCAAUACCUUCCAUACAUCUGCCUCCUGCGUCGUUAAGUACCAUUCAUUCUAGUCAGCAUACAACUACAAUAAUCAGCGCAAAUACCACAACACAUCAACGUACACAUCUUCUUGGCUGCACUACGACCAGUUCGUCAUCGUUUAGUGGAACGAUGACAACUCACGCGACGCAUACUCUAACAACACCCAGUGCAGUUCCACAAACGUUAAUUCCAACAAAUCAAUUACCCAAUGUUCAUAAAUCACCCCCUCUGUCAAAUAAUCAUAGUUCUAGAAAUAAGGAUGUACAGGCACAGCCGACAACUCAACCCGCGUUUGUUCGGCCCUUUGAGGAUUCAUUUCGCGCUACUUCAAAACCACAGUUGAGACCAGUCCUCAAUAAUCAUAAUCAAAAUAUCCCAAACCAAAUCAAUCAUCAAGAGUCAGUAGUCAAGUCGUCGAGUUUGUGUUCAACGACCCAAGCGGUCACAACGCAGUCAACCCAAGAUGGAUCAUCGGAAAAUCUCAAUAAGAUUCCGAUGAUUUCCACGAAUCAUCAGCCACCUCCCCAAUCAGUUCCAUAUUCAAUGCCACAAUAUCAUCAUUCUCACAUUCCUAUAUCGCAUGUCCCGAGCUUGUACAAGCCUCCUCACUUCACCACACCCUCUCCACAUCAUCAACAUCCUCCUACCAAGUUGAAUAUUCCUACUCUAAGCAUUAAUCAUAGUACGAACAAUACUAAUAAUUCGAUUAGUACGAAACCGUCAACGCACCAUGUAAGUGAGGCACAGCCGACAACAGGCAGCCUUCAGCGAACCGAUGUCCAAAUAAAUAUUAACAAUAACUGUAUUACUAAUGAUAAAACUGCUGCAAAUGCUAAUUACUACAAUAAUCAUAUUAUGAGUGGAUCAAAAGCGAUUAGUCGAAACUACAAAAGUAAUUCUGAAAACGUUCAGCGAGACCAGCGAAAUGCAAACAAUGAUAAAAACGAGUGCGAAAGUCAAUCACGACAGACACAAGUGACGCAAAACCAUGCAACGAGUAAUAUAUUAUCAGAAAAACCCGUACUUCCGGAAGUAGCUUACGAUCAUAAUAAAGGGCCUAGUUUUCAACCCCCAAAUUCAAAUGCAACCGAUAAAGAUUGCAAGUCAGAGAUCGAUGUAAAACCCCAGGUUGAUCAAAACAUCGUCAUGUCCACAUUACCUUUUCAACCGGUUGCUAAAUUCAAUGCAAAUGACAUUGUGCAAAAGCCAAUCGACACUGCACAAUUGAUGCAAAGCAUUAAAUCUGAGGAAGUUCUGCGCACCUGUCAGAACGUCUCUAAUGUUCUUUUACAAAUACCAAAAUUUCAAGAAAAACUUCUAAAUUUCUCUAAUAAUGAACUAAAAUCUUCAUUUUGCUUCACCGACAAGUGCAAUAAUUUGACUGAGAUUUCCGUGAAGUGUGAAACAGCUGUGUUAAAUGUGCCUGAUCUCAGUAAAACCUUAGUAAAGCAAGAAGUUUCAAACGAGAGGAGUUUCUUGAUACCAGAAACACCGAAGGAGCUGACUUCGACAUUAGAUCUUGCUGAAAAGCGAAGAAAGCGAAAGCGCGAGAAAACCGCUGGAGCUGGUGUAAGCUCAGAGUCUGAGGGUGAAGAAGAUGUCAAAGAUUUAGACUUAUGGAUCACCAAGGGGCCACCUUCCAAACUUCAAUGUCCAGCAAAGAAACUUUCCUUCCUCGCUAUGUUCGGAUUGACUACUCUUAGCACAAGAAAUGAAAUGGAACUCUCCAAAGUAGAAAAAAGAUACAAGCUAAAUCCUGAACCGCCAGACCCACCAUUGGAUUCUGAACCUUUCGUAGAAUCUCUACUACCGAUUCCACGGGAACACCCCAAUGUACUUCUUCAAACUCCAGACUUCAUGCCAAAAGUCGGAUUCCUUAAGACUAUUGGCCUCGACGUCAUGCCCCCUACUAAACGAGAUGAAGCUGAAGUGAGUUGGCAAUACAUUCUACAGGACCGCAGGAAACGAAAAAGUGUCAAUACAGUUACCGCCUAUUGCGAAAGGAUCGCCAAAGCUUAUUCAAAAAAUCCACCUUUGAUGCCAAGACCACCACAAAAAAUGCGACUUUUGGACAAAGUGAAAUCUAAACAUGUACCAGACCGCCCACCACCAUUACCACCGCUAGUUCUAAAUGCUCCAUCAACAUUUUACUCCGUCCUACCAAUACCUGGUGAAAAUGGUAUCAAGCAACAUUGUAAAAUCGAGGAGAUCAAUAAAUCUGGAGAUGGAAGUGAUGAAGACAAUAGAAAUCAAACAAGAUGGAGUGGCAUCGAGGACAUUAUGUUGGCUUACAUCGAAUAUUCUAAAGAAAAAACUUCUGAGAGGAACCUAUUAGCUACCCAGACAGCGAAGCUAGCAGCACGUUCGAAUAAUUUGAGAUCAGAGGCAAUUCAGCUAGAGAGAAGGAGAUAUGAUCUACUAUCUAACUGUUCCGCUCUGGAGGCAGAAAGGCGGGCUCUCAGCGAAAAGAUUGAGAAGAUUAAUGCUUUUUUGAGGGCCUUGAGGUAGCAAUACACAACGCACAACACGGAAACUCAUUCAUCUGUGAUAUUAUCGACGGGUUAAGAGCCGUUGGUAUUUAAAUACCUGGAAAACUAACUUUUAGCAAUUUUAGAUAAGUAAACGUAAGAUUACAUUGACCAAAUGUACAGCAUUUUUUUAGUCUUAUAUUACACUUUAUUUUUUUUUUAUUUGUAAUAAAUUAAAAAUUACUGGUAUCUCUGUACCCAGGAUUUUAGUCGUUCAACAAUUACACAUUAUUCAAUAUGACAAUUGUUACCUGGACCUCCAACGAGUCCUACUCGAUAAUAUCUCGCCUGAAAAGAAUUUCCAGGUAGUUAUUGUUAUUCGGAAAGUUAAGUGCCGGAUGUUUUACAUGAAGACACAAAAUUAGUAUUUAAUAAGUAAUCAUAUCAAUAUGAUACAGAUGUAAAAAUGACUUGUAAAAAAAUCAAAAUACAAAUUUCUCACAAAUGAAUGAGAAAAUCUUACUAAUUUAUAAUUUGGACUGACGGCUCUUCAACCCAAGGUAUAAAUAAAUGUAAUUUGUAUGAUAUUUUAUUGAAAAUAGAAAAAACACUCGUGUAACUUAUUUUAUUCUCUGUAAUGUGGACUUUGAUAUUUAAUUAUCCGGAAAAAUAUUCCGUCACAUAAUUCGCAUGUUUGAAGACUAAUGAGAUCUAUUGAUAAGAAAAUAAGCAUAGAAGAGAGGGAUAGCCACAAAUUAUACCGAAUCAAUCAGAAUUUCGAUGAAAUGUUCCUUGUACUAACAGCGAAUUUUAUACGCAAAAUAAAAUAACGUCCGUGAAGCUCGUAACGUUAAAGCAUGAAAUAUUCUUAAAAAAAAAUUCUCCAUUUCAGACAUCAGAUGUCCUGAAAAUCUCUAGAUUUACAGUGCAUACAUUUUCAACCAGUCAAACAAUUUUAUACCGUACUUCGCUGUAUUUUUUUAUGAUUUCAGUCCUGACUUAGAGAAUUUCGCUUUUAAUAUAUGUAUUGUUGCAUCAACGUUGCGAACCUCGCCCCCGUACAAACAGCUGUAUAUCAGAAAUGCAAAAUAUGUUCUUUUCAUUGUUGCAUUAUUCAUUCUUUUGAAACAAUCGCUUGUUUCGAAAAACAUUACAUGAAAUCGAAAUACACCGAAUAGCAUAGAGUGCCACAAUGAAUAUUCUCGUGAAAAUCUGUAGUUUUGAAUAAUACAAGUGUGCAAGAAAUCCUUCGCUUCUAUGUUAAAUACUCACAACAAUAAAUGCAAUGGCCAGUGAAUUCAAAGAAAUGAAGAAUUAUAUUAAGGUACUUAAAGAAAACGAAAGUUGAAACUGCGUGAGUACAUUCCAUAAAAAUGCUUGUUACCCAAACCUUCAACAUUCCAAAUCCAUAUACUGAUCGUGCCGUAAAACUUGAAUUAAAAUGAUUAACAUACUCUUUUCAUACAUCUAAUAUAUAUAAGUUUUGGUCACUGGUAAUUCCUGAUCAGUCUGAUUCCUAUCCUAUGAUUUGGCACAGUAAUUUUUAUCUAAUCGUGCUCUCUAAGCUAAUUAUUUUCACUUUGAUAUCACUAUCAUCCCCAUAGUCUACGAGUCAAUUUUUUGUGUUUUCAAUGUUCUGUUCAUUGAGUGCCUACAUUUGUAAAUAUCAUUAUUUUUAUGUAUCGUGUAAUAAUAGAAGACUGCAGAAUUCGCAGCCUGCGGUGUGGCCAAAACGAGAGCCUAAAAGUAAACUGUUCGAAUGAAA